AUGAAGAUCGGAAGCUGGUCGCCAUGGGUAGUCGUCGCCGGAGUGUUGGCGGGCUGUCAUGCGGCUGGCGAGUCUCAUCCUAACCUCACCACCAUCCACGAAGCCGGUCGAUGCGCCAUCAGAGGCCACUGCGGCAGCCAGUCUCUUUUCGGCAGCCAGCUACCUUGUCCAGAUAAUGAUCUCGCAGAGGAGCCUUCUGUCGAGCUGCGACAACAGAUCAUCUCCGUGUGUGGAGAUGCCUGGACGGACACGAAGGUUUGCUGCCGGGAAGAGCAGGUCGAAACGCUUCAGUCCAACCUUCAGAAAGCGCAGAACAUCAUCUCAGCAUGUCCAGCUUGCAAGAAGAACUUCUUCGACCUCUUCUGCACCUUCACUUGCUCCCCUGAUCAGAGUCUUUUCGUCAACGUGACGAAGACCGUACCCAAGAAUGGCAAGUUCCUUGUCACGGAGCUGGAUCAUCUCAUCAGCGAUGAAUAUGGCUCAGGCUUCUACGACAGCUGUAAAGACGUCAAGUUUGGUGCGACGGGAGGAAAGGCGAUGGAGUUCAUCGGCGGCGGGGCAAGGAAUUACACGCGAUUCUUGAAGUUUCUGGGCGACAAGAAGCCGUUCUUGGGCAGCCCAUUCCAAAUUGACUUUCCACGACCGUCAAGCGAGGACUUUGGUGACAUGGAGACGAUCUUGGAUGACCCGAAGCCUUGCAAUAGCACGGACGAGCGUUACCGGUGCGCUUGUGUGGACUGUGCGGGAAGCUGUCCGGAAUUGCCCAAGGUCGAGCAGGCGGAGCAAUGUACCGUUGGACUUCUGCCGUGCUUGAGCUUCGGUGUACUCCUCGUGUACUCUGUGUUCAUCACGCUGCUUGUCCUGGCCGUUACUGGACACGCUGCUGCAGCCAAGCGUCGCAAGAGCAAGAACGAGCGGCUGCAAUUGCUGCAUGAUACUACGGCCGACGAAGAGGAUGACGCGAGGGAUGCCAUACAUAUGGCGAGCUUUCAAGGAGACAAGCCAACCAAGCAAUAUGUGCUCAACACAUACUGCGAUCGCGCUUUUAGCAGGCUGGCCAGGACAUGCGCACGGUUUCCCGCUAUCACUAUCGUGAGCUCUAUCAUUGUUGUUGGCUUGCUUAGUCUCGGAUGGAUAAGGUUUGCCAUCGAAACAGACCCCGUGGGACUCUGGGUGGCUCCUAAUUCGGACGCCGCGCAAGAAAAGCACUUCUUUGAUACGAACUUUGGCCCUUUCUUCCGCGCGGAGCAAGCGUUUCUCGUGAACGAUACGCAGCCAUCCGGCCCUGGACCAGUGUUGAGCUAUGAGACGCUACGGUGGUGGUUUGACGUCGAACGGAGAGUAGCAGCGCAGAAGAGCCUUGUCCACAACUACACGCUUCAGGAUGUGUGCUAUAAGCCUACUGGAGAGGCAUGCGUGAUCCAAAGUGUGACCCAGUACUUCGGCGGCUCUUUUGACCAGCUCGAAGAAGACGACUGGGCUGCACAGAUACAGGACUGCGUGGACACACCAGUCAAUUGUCUGCCAGACUUUGGCCAGCCGCUGGCGAUUCAACGAUUGCUAGGAGGCUACAACUACAGCUCACAACCGAUCACAGAUGCCGAGGCUCUGAUCACCACAUGGGUUGUCAAGAACCACAAUCCAGGCGAUCCUGAUUUGGCUAAGGCGGAGGAGUGGGAGGAGAGUGCCAAGCUUCUGCUGCUCGAUGUGCAGAAGGAAGCAAAAGACCGCGGACUCAGAGUGAGCUUCAAUAUGGAGAUCAGUCUCGAACAAGAGCUGAACAAGAAUACCAACACCGAUGCAACGAUUGUCGUCGUCAGCUACAUCGUGAUGUUCUUCUAUGCCUCGCUCGCCCUGGGCUCCACUACGGUCACUGCCAACAUGAUCCUGCGGAAUCCGAGCGCUGCACUAGUCCAGAGCAAAUUCUUACUGGGGAUUGUCGGCAUCCUGAUUGUGCUUAUGAGUGUUGCGGCGAGUGUUGGCUUGUUUGCAGCUUUGGGCGUCAAGGCCACGUUGAUCAUUGCCGAAGUCAUCCCGUUUCUGGUCCUUGCUGUCGGCGUCGACAACAUCUUCCUCAUUGUACACGAGUUCGAGCGUGUCAACGUUAGCCACGCCGAUGAGCCGGUCGCCGAUCGCAUUGCGAGAGCUUUGGGACGCAUGGGCCCGAGCAUAUUGCUAUCUGCGACAACGGAGACGGUUGCUUUUGCGCUGGGCGCUGCAGUGGGUAUGCCGGCUGUGAGGAACUUCGCAGCAUACGCGGCAGGAGCGGUCUUCAUCAACGCGCUUCUACAGGUAACGAUGUUCGUGUCUGUACUUGCGCUGAAUCAGGAGAGAGUGGAAGCGGGUCGAGCAGACUGCAUGCCAUGCCUAAAGAUUAAGCAGAGCCAACCAUCUUCCAUGCCAAACGGCUAUGGUGGUGCUCCAUUCUCCGGCGUCGAGGAGGAAGGCUGGCUCAGCCGGUUCGUGAGGAAGACCUAUGCCCCAGCCAUACUCGACAAUCGUGCCAGGGUCGUAAUCAUGACUGUCUUCCUUGGGUUCUUCGCUGCAGGCAUCGCGCUCUUACCGGAGGUUCAACUUGGACUGGAUCAGCGCAUCGCGGUUCCGAGUGAUAGCUACCUAAUCAAUUACUACAACGACUUGUAUGACUACUUUGGGGCUGGACCACCCGUCUACUUCGUCACGAAGAAUGUGAACGCCACCCAGCGACACCGGCAGCAGCAGCUAUGCGGGCGCUUUAGCACGUGCGAGUCCUUCUCCUUAGCCAACAUACUCGAGCAGGAGCGGAAGAGGCCAGAGAUCAGCUAUGUUGCGGACGCUACCGCCAGUUGGGUGGACGAUUACUUGCACUGGCUUAAUCCCGACCUUGAGGACUGCUGCGUUGACGGGUCCACUACCUGCUUUGCAGACCGUAACCCUGCCUGGAAUAUCAGCUUGUAUGGUAUGCCAGAAGGCGAGGAGUUCGUGGACUACGCAGCCCGAUGGCUUCGGUCGCCGACGAGCCCGGAGUGUCCGCUUGCUGGACAAGCCACGUACGGAGACGCCGUUGUGAUCAACAAGAACCGCACUACGACGCCUGCGACCCAUUUCAGGACGGCCCACACCCCACUGCGGAGUCAGAAGGACUUUAUCAACGCCUACGCCUCGGCGCGCCGUAUUGCGAACGAGGUCAACGAGCGCAAUGAAGGCAUCCAAGUCUUCCCUUACAGCAAGUUCUACAUCUUCUUCGACCAGUACGCCAGCAUUGUCCGGCUGUCGACAGCACUUGUCGGCGCAGCGUUGGCCAUCAUUUUGGUCAUAGUUUCCACUCUACUCGGCUCGAUAGCCACCGGCAUUGUGGUCACCAUCACGGUCGCCAUGAUUGUCGUCGACAUCGCUGGCACUAUGGCACUCGCGAAAGUCUCGCUGAAUGCCGUGAGCUUGGUGAACAUCAUCAUCAGCGUCGGUAUCGGUGUCGAGUUCUGCGCUCACAUUGCAAGAGCUUACACCAUCCCUUCCACCUCUAUUCUUGAGCGUGCGCCAAGCAAGUUCAUGAGCGCACAAAGCCGGUUUGGCGGCAGGGAGGCAAGGGCUUGGGCCGCAUUGGUCAAUGUGGGAGGGAGUGUGUUUAGUGGCAUCACGGUUACGAAGCUACUUGGAGUGUUUGUCUUGGGCUUUACGCAGAGUAAGAUCUUUGAGGUAUACUACUUCAGGGUAUGGUUGGCACUUGUAUUAUGGGCGGCUUUGCACGCGUUGGUGUUCUUGCCCGUGGCGUUGAGCUUCUUUGGUGGCAGAGGUUAUGUUGAUCCCGAGAGCGACGGUGGCUUGGAGCAAGAUCUGGCGAGUCGGCGGUACAGGGCGCUCUUACCGGACGAAGAAGACGAAGAGGACUACUAG
This is a messenger RNA of Baudoinia panamericana UAMH 10762, 3873 nucleotides long. RefSeq lists its product as uncharacterized. The coding region runs from base 1 to 3873 and encodes 1290 amino acids. The record is from RefSeq and is a predicted model, not a curated record. NCBI's taxonomy places the organism in Eukaryota, Fungi, Ascomycota, Dothideomycetes, Mycosphaerellales, Teratosphaeriaceae. The transcript is spliced from 2 exons. Gene Ontology annotation, cellular component: membrane.